Messenger RNA from Mytilus trossulus (common blue mussel), 1119 nucleotides. RefSeq names its product gamma-interferon-inducible lysosomal thiol reductase-like. The transcript is spliced from 7 exons. The coding region runs from base 86 to 877 and encodes 263 amino acids. The record is from RefSeq and is a predicted model, not a curated record. NCBI's taxonomy places the organism in Eukaryota, Metazoa, Mollusca, Bivalvia, Mytilida, Mytilidae. Gene Ontology annotation, molecular function: oxidoreductase activity, acting on a sulfur group of donors, disulfide as acceptor.
CAUGAUUCAUAGUCACGUGUUGUAAAUAUUUACACAUGACACUCACAGGUGAUUAGCUGCAUACGAACCCAUAACUUACAUAGAAAUGGAAAGAUUUAUUUCAUUGACGCUAAUUGCAGUUUUUGCUUUAUUCGGAAUUGUAAUAUCAACAACAGAAUGUGAUUUACCACCAUCCCUGUGGUGCUCCACACCAGAAACAGCUAAACGAUGCAAGGUAUUCGAUCAAUGUAAAGACUAUCAAACAGAGAAACGUGAUGCCAAACUAGUCAAUGUUACAUUAUACCACGAAUCUUUGUGUCCAGAUUGUAUAGAAUUCAUCACAACCUCGUUAUGGAAAGCUUUUACUAAGGUGUCAGACAUCUUUACUAUUACAAUGGUGCCAUAUGGAAAUGCUAUGGAAAAGAAAGAAGCAAAUAAGUAUAAAUUUUUCUGUCAGCAUGGAGAAGCAGAAUGUGUUGGCAACUUGAUAGAGAGUUGUGCUAUUUACGUCUUAAAGAACGAGCGGGCAUCGUUUAACUAUAGUCACUGUAUAGCAAGUUAUCUUAAUACUCAGCGGAGGGUGGAUUUUCCCAAAGCAGCUAAAAAGUGUGCAAAUGAACAGAAUAUCAAUUAUGACCAAAUAGAUGCCUGCGCCAAUGGACAACUGGGUAACCAACUCGAACACCAGAUGGCGGUAAGGACACGUGCGCUGAAUCCUUCACAUAACUAUGUUCCUUGGGUUACCAUCAAUGGGGUACACACGGAAGCGUUGCAAAACCAAACAGAAACAGAUCUUAUAAAAGUUGUCUGUGAUACAUAUCAGGGUCCAAAACCAAGUGCUUGUCAGGAGAUCAUCCAUAAUACUCAUAGUUGCAGAAGACUGAAGUCAGAGCUGUAGAUUGUUUUGACAACAGUAACGUGAUGCAUAAUUAUAUUUUAUAUCAUCUAACGAAAGUUAACUGUGAUGUCGGGUCACUGCUUCAUAAAAAAUACUUUAUCAUCUCCAGGAUUUUGGUGAAUUCUGGAGAUUACGUAUAAUGCUUUUUAUGUACCGAAUUUGCUCUCCUUUUUUUAUUUUGAUUAUUUUUGAACAAUUAAGUGUAUUUCGUUGAUUUGAAACAUUAAAGAUGAGAGAUUCAA